AUGACGGAAGCGAGCGCGUGGAGAGGUGGAGACCAGCCGAGUGUCGGAGAUCUUGAGAGCGACAAUCAUUGGGCUCAGCUCGCAAAGAAGCAUUGGCCGAAAGCUGCCAAGUCGAAGAAAUUAAAACCAGAAGUAAUCAAGAAAGAGAUCUGGGAUGUACUAGAACAGGAGGCUUUCCAUUUUCGGAGUCUGCUCAUGCUCGAAAAUUUGCAGCUGCUGGAGAACUAUCUAUGGCCUGGCUACACUGAAGCCUCAACAAAUCACCACGUGCUUCUGAUUGCCCUCCUCGUCACCGUGAAGAGCAGAGAGAAUCUUCCCAUAUGGAAUGCCUUCGCCGAUGAUGCUGAACGCUUCUCCUCCUUCUUCCGCCGUGUUCUAUCAAUGACCCUUGAUCCAACUCUGUCGGCGCCCGUUCGCACCCACUUACUCUCCUACCUCCUCAGCGCUUUUCAAUCACUAGACAAUGGUCUCUUACGCAAGGAAUGUGCGCCGUUGGUGUCAAUAUCUAUAUGGCAUAAUCUUGCCUCAGAAGCAGCUCGAGAGCGGAAAUUUGAGGAGCAUGGCCAACUUCGAAAAGCGUGGAGGGCUGCUGCCAAAAAAUACGAAGCUGCAGACGAAGGAGCAAAGGCAAGGUUACGGUUUGAACGCUCAUGGCUCUACACUCUUCUGCUUGACUUUGUAGGUCGUUUGUAUGGAGCGAGCGAAGGCGAUCUGGUAUACUGCGAGAGGUUCCUCGAGUUCUUGACUGAUCUCGAGAGUCAGUUGCCUACGAGGAGAUAUGUCAAUACUCUGGUCAAAGAUCUGAAUCUCCUAGCUCUGAUCAGAAUAUCCCCAAUGUUUAACACUCCAGACAACGGUCUCCUGCGUGACUUGUUCGCUCUCUUCCGUCAUUUUGCGGAUUUCCCCGUCGAUGAUAAUACAGGCUCACAGCACUCCGAAGCUCAGUCAUAUGAGAGGCACUGUGAGAACCUGUCCCGGCUACAAAGGACUGCGCUCAGGCACUUCAAGGAGAAGCUGACAGUACUUGCUCUCUCGAAUUAUGGGGCUAUCGAUCAAAGAAAGGAGUUGGAAGAGCUCUUAACCCCGUUGGUGGAUGCCGAGCUGGAAGAACUGUGCCUACUAUUAGGGUUUCGGACGGCAUACCCAUCCGCAGCAGAUGUACAAGUGAAUCGAGAGCUCCUGAUGGAGAUUGUACUAUCCGCACAUGAGAGAAGAAAGACUUUCCAAGAGACGGUGAGAGAUCUGAGUACACAGCCAACAGAGACAGAGCUUUACGAGCCUUCACUCCUACGCAAUGAAGCCUAUAAUGGAUCAAGGGCUCUAGCGAUACCUAAAUUAAAUCUUCAGUAUCUCAGUGUUGGGGACUUCCUGUGGCGCUCUUUUAUUCUCUAUCGAUGCGAGCAGUUCUUCGAGAUCAGGAAGUAUCUCGAGGAUACCAUCAAAAGACUACAACCAAGAGGGACUGGUUCAGCUGGCGGGGUCCACUUCGACGGCUUUUCGAAAAUGGCCCUUCCUAUCACAAAGCCUGCGAUAUUGGAAGCUGCGCCAGCGAAGGUUGGGCAUGACCAACCAGCGUACGUCAGAGCUGAAAUAACUCUCAACGUGAGCAAGUUGGCCGAUACCGUUCGACACGACUGGGACGCUUUGCGACAAGGCGACGUUAUCUACUUACUCACAAUCGAAUCCACCGAAGCUUCACUCAACUUGACGAACGGCCAUUCAAAGCAAAGUGGUGAGGAAGCGUCUGGACUCCUCGCUCUUCGAACCGCAGAGGUUGUGCAGUUGCUCGAUGAGAAUGGCCGGUCUAUAAGAGAGCCAAGACCUGACCAAAUGAACGACUAUGGGAGUAGACCACGCAUUAGGAGGCUAAUCGUCAACCUGGACCCGUCAGCUUUCAAGGUGGAUCUCGAGCUUAAAGAGAAAGGAAGACCGGAUGUCUAUGAGUCUCUCAAUGUCAUUGUUCGACGGAAUCAGCGCGAGAAUAAUUUCAAGAAGAUAUUGGAGACUAUACGAAGCCUUGCACUAUCUGAUGUGCCUGUUCCUGCGUGGCUGCAGGAAGUGUUCCUGGGAUAUGGCGAUCCUGCCUCGGCAACCUAUGCUCGGCUUUCAAAUCAGCUCGAGGCAAUCGAUUUCCGCGACACUUUUGUUGACUGGCAGCACCUUUUGGAUAGCUUUCCGGGCAAGACUGUUGAAUCUGAAGACAAGAAGCUUAAGAGCUUUUCGCCUCCAUACGUCCUCCGACACUCUACAAUCUCAGCCACUGCUGUUCAACCUAGAUCCUCGAAAAAGCGUCGACGUGACGAUGCCGAGCCUGUGCAGCAGGCUUCACAGUCUGUCAAGGUAUCCACAUAUCGGCCACUUGCCAGCGGACCGUAUCCAAGCGAUGCACCGAGACAUAACAGUGUCCGCUUCACUCCGGUCCAGGUCGAGGCGAUUACCUCAGGCACUCAACCAGGUCUGACAGUUAUAGUAGGCCCUCCGGGGACGGGCAAAACGGACGUGGCCACUCAAAUCAUCAACAACAUCUAUCACGACUUUCCCUCACAACGAACCCUACUGAUAGCACACAGUAAUCAGGCACUGAAUCAACUUUUCCAGAAGAUAGUGAAGCUCGACAUCGACGGACGGCAUUUGCUUCGGCUAGGUCAGGGAGAAGGAGACUUGGAGACAGCAGAGAGCUUCAGCAAGUACGGUCGAGUAGAAUCUUUCCUUGACAACAGAGCCCAGCUACUUAACGAAGUCGAUCGGCUUGCCGCCAAUUUCGGUGCUCCCGGUGCUCAUGGCAGUACCUGCGAAACUGCCGGCUACUUCAACCUGGUCUAUGUGCUGCCCGCUUGGGCGAAGUUCUGGGACAGAGCUAAGAAUACGGACUCAAGCGCCGGAGAUAUCAUCUCGUCCUUCCCUUUCCAUCACUACUUUCAAAACGCUCCUCAGCCACUGUUCUCUUCUGAAGCCACUAAGGAUGAGGUCGUAGAGAUAGUCCGUGGAUGUGAACAUCAUGUCUCUAAAGUCUUCACGUCUCUCGAAGACAUACGCCCUUUCGAGAUACUCCGCAAUAACCGUGACAAAACCAAUUACCUCAUGGUAAAAGAAGCGCGUAUCAUCGCAAUGACGAGCACCCAUGCCGCCAUGCGUCGACAAGAAAUAGCAGAUUUAGGCUUCCACUAUGACAACAUAGUUAUGGAAGAAGCAGCUCAAAUCACCGAGAUCGAGAAUUUCAUCCCUCUAGCCCUUCAAAAUUCCAAGGAUGGCGAAUUACCUCUCCAACGAAUUGUCCUCUGCGGCGAUCACCUUCAAAACUCCCCAAUCAUCCAGAAUAUGGCAUUCCGGCAGUUUGCCAACCUAGAGCAAUCGCUCUUCCUUCGCCUCGUACGUCUCGGCGUUCCUACCAUCACUCUUGAUCACCAAGGUCGUGCAAGACCUAGCAUAGCAAAGCUUUACAAAUGGCGCUACCCAUCUCUCGACCACCUCCCCAACGUCCUCAUAGAACCUGAAUACCUCCGCGCCAAUGCUGGCUUCGAAUAUGAAUACCAGUUCAUUGACGUCCCCGACUACAAAGGCGCAGGCGAGUCACAACCGUCGCCACAUUUCUUCCAAAACCUGGGUGAGGCGGAGUAUGCGGUGGCGAUAUAUCAGUAUAUGCGCUUGCUGGGAUAUGCAGCAAGCGAGGUAUCGAUACUGACGACCUAUGCUGGGCAGAAGGCCUUGAUAAGGGAUGUUCUGGCCCACCGAUGCAAGGGGAACAGGCUAUUUGGCUUGCCGAGGAUCGUGACCACUGUGGAUAAGUACCAAGGAGAGCAAAAUGAUUAUAUCAUCCUCUCUUUGACUCGUACCCGCAGUCCUGGCUACCUCCGCGACAUUCGCCGCCUCACUGUCGCUCUCUCCCGCGCUCGACUGGGCCUCUACAUACUCGGUCGCCGCAGUAUCUUCGAAUCAUCCCCCGAACUAACACAAGCUUUCAAGCUACCUCUGGAACGCCCGGAGAAGUUGAUGCUCACGACUAGUGAAAUCUUCCCAGCAAGCAGAUUCUUGACGGACGAGGUGGAAGGUACAGAGAUGGAGGGAGUAGAGCAUCUGGGGCAGUAUGUGUUCGAGAUGACCCAAGCAAAGGUGGAAAUGUUGAAAAGGGGAGAGAAUAUCUUGCCACCCCCGGAGGCUGGCGUCGGAGUUGUGGCGGACGAGGAGAUGGAUGGUGAGAAUGGUAAGAGGAGGAAGACGAGUCGGAACUGGACGAGAUCACGUGAGCGGUAG
This is a messenger RNA of Letharia lupina, 4251 nucleotides long. RefSeq lists its product as uncharacterized. Gene Ontology annotation, cellular component: catalytic step 2 spliceosome. Gene Ontology annotation, biological process: mRNA splicing, via spliceosome. The record is from RefSeq and is a predicted model, not a curated record. The transcript has 7 exons. Gene Ontology annotation, molecular function: helicase activity; mRNA binding. Bases 1 to 4251 code for a protein of 1416 amino acids. NCBI's taxonomy places the organism in Eukaryota, Fungi, Ascomycota, Lecanoromycetes, Lecanorales, Parmeliaceae.